AUGGCAAAAGGGUCCACUGCCACCUUGCCACUGGGGAAGAUGUGGAAGGGGACCGUGGGGUGCCGCCCAGGAGAUCGCUUCACCUGCUGUCCUCAAGAGCAAGACUGCUGUGACGUGUGCUGCUGUCUGCCCUCCUGCUGUGGCUGUGGCUCUGGCUGCGGAAGCUGCGGGUCCUCCUCCUGCGGAUCUGGCUACGGGGGCUGCGGAGGUUGCUGCAGCAGCUGCUGUGGCUCCAGCUGCCGUGGCCCCUCUGGGUGCUGCGGCCCUGUGUGCUGCCAACCCAGGCCUGUCUGUGAGACCAGAUGA
Physeter macrocephalus (sperm whale) is the source of this 306-nucleotide messenger RNA. RefSeq names its product keratin-associated protein 17-1-like. The record is from RefSeq and is a predicted model, not a curated record. The transcript is spliced from 2 exons. The coding region runs from base 1 to 306 and encodes 101 amino acids. Lineage: Eukaryota; Metazoa; Chordata; Mammalia; Artiodactyla; Physeteridae.